AUGGUUGCUCUAAAACUAGUCCAGCAAUCCAACGCCCGCCUCACGAGUCUCCCCAAAGGCGCCGUAGCCCUUUUCAUCGGUGCAACGUCCGGCAUAGGCCAGAGCGCCCUUCAAAACUUUGCAAAACACGUCCCGUCGCCGCGCAUAUACACCGUCGCCCGUCCGCAGUCGGCCCCCUCGCACGAGGCCCUCCUCGACGACCUCCGAAAAUCCAGCCCGGGGGGUACUUACACCCUCAUCACCGCCGACGUCUCCCUCAUCUCCGAAGUCGACAGGGUCGUCGAAGAAAUCACCAGGACGGAGACGAAACUCGACUUCCUCGUCAUGUCCGCCGGCUUCAUGGCCUUCGAGGGCCGCGUAGAUACACGCGAGGGCCUCGACCCGUCCAUGACGACGCGGUAUUACUCGCGCCUGCGAGCCGUGUCGCGGCUCCUCCCGCUGCUCAACAACCCCGGCGCGGAGAGCCCCCGCGUCUUGUCGGUGUUGGCCGGCGGGAAGGAGGCGUCCAUCAACGAGGACGAUCUCGACCUUCGCCGGCCCGGAAACUGGGCGUACUGGCCCGCGUCGGUGCAGAGUGCUACCAUGGGCACGCUGGCGCUGGAGAAGCUGGCGCGGGAGAACCCGCGGGUGAGUUUCGUGCACUGGUAUCCCGGCCCCGUGUCGACGAGGGGCCUCGCGAGGUCGAAGAGGUUCGGCAUGGCGCCCCCGAGCGAGAUGAGCCAGGAGGAGUCCGGGGAGCGGGCGUUGUUCCUGGCCACGAGUGAUCGGUACGUUGUUGAGGGUGGGGGGAGCCUCGCGCCACUGGUUGAGGGGUUGGAGAUUGCGAAGAAGUCUGGUGGGGGUGUCUUUUUGGUUGAUCCUCUAGGAGACAGCUCUGACAACGAGAGUAUUUUGGCUGAUUUUAGGUCGAGGGGAGUUGAUGAAAAGGUUUGGAGGCACACGCUGAAGAUCUUUGAUGAUUGCGUGGUUCAAGUCUAG
This is a messenger RNA of Colletotrichum truncatum, 978 nucleotides long. RefSeq names its product short-chain dehydrogenase reductase. Lineage: Eukaryota; Fungi; Ascomycota; Sordariomycetes; Glomerellales; Glomerellaceae. The record is from RefSeq and is a predicted model, not a curated record.